Messenger RNA from Orussus abietinus, 3503 nucleotides. RefSeq names its product structural maintenance of chromosomes protein 5 (gene SMC5). NCBI's taxonomy places the organism in Eukaryota, Metazoa, Arthropoda, Insecta, Hymenoptera, Orussidae. Bases 213 to 3350 code for a protein of 1045 amino acids. Gene Ontology annotation, molecular function: ATP hydrolysis activity; ATP binding. The transcript has 14 exons. Gene Ontology annotation, biological process: double-strand break repair via homologous recombination. The record is from RefSeq and is a predicted model, not a curated record. Gene Ontology annotation, cellular component: Smc5-Smc6 complex.
UUAUCCUCCAGAUAGCAAACCUUAUAGUUGAGUGAAAGAAUUCAAACCGUUAUUUAUCUUUAUCCGGAUGAUAGAUAUACGGGAGUAUGAAAAAAUUGAGCAUUAGUCCAGACUUCCAGUCCAUUUUUAUUGUAAAUGUUGCCCGGUGUACGCGCAAUUCUACAAGAAACUUUACAAUCUUCGUAACAAUUGUUCGACAUAAUUAAAACGACAUGGAGGAAAACACCGAAAGGGGGAUCAUUACUCGUAUUUAUUUGGAAAAUUUCGUUACGUACACAAGAGUCGUGGUAAGGCCAGGUAGACACUUGAACGUAAUUAUUGGACCAAAUGGCACUGGGAAAUCGACAAUAGUUUGUGCUAUAGUCCUUGGCUUAGGAGGAAAGCCAAAGGUAAUUGGGCGGGCUCUUCAUAUUGGAGAGUACGUUCGAGCUGGCUGCGAUAAAGCAAAAAUUGAAAUUGAACUUAAAGAUUACGGGGACAAGCGUACUGUUGUAACUAGAAUAUUUAGUAUUCAAAAUCAAACCACUUGGAUGGUGAAUGGGAAGCAGGCAAAUUUAACGGAAGUAAUGGAAACCAUAAAGGCAUUCAAUAUUCAAGUAGAUAAUCUGUGUCAGUUUUUGCCACAAGACAGAGUUCAAGAUUUCGCAAAGAUGAAUGCGCAGGAGCUUUUAGAAAAUACGGAACGAUCCGUUGGCAAUCCUAAUUUAAUAGGGUAUCACAUGAAAUUGAAAGACUAUCGAACGGCAUACAAAGAUUUAGAAAAGGAAAUAGGUAUAAAAAAAGAACUGCUGAAUGCACGGAUACAAAGGCACAAUGAAUUGAAAGAAGUUGUGGGCAUUAUCAAGGAAAAGAAAAGGAUAAGGAAUAAAAUUACAUCUUUAAAGCAGAAGAAAGCGUGGAUAUUGUAUGACUCAAAAAGGAAAGAAUUAGUGGAGGCAAAGAAGAACAGAGAUGCUGCUGCACAGGAAAUGAGACAGCUUGAUUUACAACUGAAGCCAAUGAAUGAUGCUAUUAUAGCACUAGCAUCCAAACUGAAAACCAUUCAAAAUACUGUUAAUGAACAUGACAGUCGGUUUUCUUUAAAAAUGGCAAAGAUAAAUAAGCUAAAGGAAACUAAUAUUACCUACGAGAGAGACAUUAAAGAGAUCGAACGAACCCGUGAUUAUAACAUCGAAGCAGAAGAAAAUCGUGACAGAGAGAUUGCUUUAGUGGAACAGCAAAGAGACGCCUAUCGUGAUGAGCUAAGGGCUGUGCUUUCCCAAAUAACAGAAUCUGAUUUACGCAAGGAGCAAAAAUAUCAUAUAGCAAAAACUGAAGAAAGAAAAAAUAUUUUAAAUAACUUGGGCAGCCAGCGUACAUCUUUCAAACAACAAGAUACAAGUUUGCAACAUGAAAUGAUAGCUCAACAAGAGUCUUUAAAUGCUGUUAAGGACGUUGAAACAAAGAGAAUGGAACUUCUGAAACGAGUGAGCAAAGACGCUUACACGGCAGUUUUAUGGCUACGACAAAAUCGGGAUAAAUUCUCUGCGACGAUUCAUGAGCCAAUGAUACUUACGUUAUCUGUAAGAAGCGUCAAUUUCGCAAAAUAUCUAGAAAAUACAAUAGCCAAGAGAGAUUUGAUAGCGUUUGUAUGUGAAGACAAGAAAGAUAUGAAUUUAUUUCUGAGUCUGUUAAGAGGUAAAGAGAGGCUGCAAGUGAAUGCACUACACAUGGACCCUGAUAAAUCGGUACAGAUGCAGCCGAAAGUUCCCAUAGAAAAUAUCAGACAGUUCGGCUUCGAAUAUUACUUGAGCUCAUUGAUCGAUGCUCAUCCAACGAUCAUGAAGUACUUAGUGUCAAUGUACAACCUCAGUAACAUCCCAAUUGGUAGCGACUUAAUUGAUGAAAAUGUGGAUUCUGUGUCAAAGAGCUUCAGACUCUUCUUUAGCCGAAACACGGCCUACGCGGUAAAAGUAUCAAAAUAUUCCGGGGCAACGUCCACUACUAUAUCCUCGAUAACGGGUAAUGGAACGUUAUCUAUUACACUUGACACGAACAAAAUGGAUGGAAUUAAAGAAAGAUUGAGAGCGAUAGCUGAAAGGAAAACAGUUAUUACAAAGAACUUAAAGGAAAUAGAAGAGAAGAUUGAAAACGCGAAUAAACAACUUCAGGAACAACGGGACUUACGUGCUCAAUGUCAAAAUAAAAUUCAAAACAUCGAAGCAUUGAAGUCUAGGAUAAACGUAGCGGACAUUAAAAUCCAGACUCUUCAACGUGAACGAACAACUAUCGAAGAGAUCCGAAAGAAGCACAAGAUAGAGAUUCAAAAUGUCAUAAGAAAGCAAUUCAAAUCCUAUGCGAUGUACAGUGCUCUUUUUGCUGAAUGCCUCGAUAACAUAGCAGACACCGACCAAAAGAAAUUAGAACUAAAAGUGCUGAAACAAGUGCUGAGGGCUAAAGAGGAAGGUUCUCAUGAGUUGCGAGAGAAAUGUGCAGCUGCGGAAAGAACCUUCAAAGCACUCGACGAAGAACUGUCCCCCUUGAAGGAAGACACGAAAAGAAUGUACAAAGAGGCACUUGAAAGUACCAAUGGGCUAAAUCCUCAGGACAAAAAGUUUGAGUCAAUUAAUAGGGCUUUUUUGAAACUACCAGCUUCUAUAAGCGAAAUUAACGAAGAGAUUAAAGUUGCUCAAGCGAAGGUUUUCUGUUUGGAGCGAAAUGCUGACAACGAUGCAGAAAAUACGUUACAUGAAUUUGAAAAAGUUCAAGAGGAUAUUGAUACUCUAACUGAAUGGACAAAAUCAAAGACCAUGGAAAUCAACUCGUUGGGGAAUAAAAUUGAGACUUUACGUGACAAAUGGUUACCGGAGUUGACGAGUCUCAUUGAAAGGAUAAAUGGGAAUUUUAGUUCAUUUUUCCUUGCCAUGAAGUGCGCGGGCGAGAUAGCGCUCGUUCACGGAGAGAAUCCGUUGGAUUUCAGUGAAUACGGUUUAAAAAUCAGAGUAAAGUUUCGAGAAGUGGAUAAUCUUCAAGAAUUAACGAAACACCAUCAAAGUGGAGGCGAAAGAGCGGUUACUACUGCACUUUACAUGAUCUCAUUACAAGAACUCUCUAAAGUUCCAUUUCGUUGUGUCGAUGAAAUAAAUCAGGGAAUGGAUGCCGUUAAUGAAAGAAGAGUGUUCGACUUAAUAAUGAAAAUCACCAACCAGUCAAAUGGUUCCCAAUAUUUUUUGCUCACUCCAAAACUGCUAUCUAAUUUAAAGUACAGCGAAAAGGUGACGGUCCAUUGUGUGUUUAAUGGACCGUUCAUGCCUGAUCAUCAUUUUGACACGGAAGAAUGUUGCGAACGACUUCAUAGGGAUUCAGAUUAAUGAAUCAAACCUGUGCAACGAUUUCAAAACGGUGCUGAGAACGUAUGGCAUCGUUCCCUUAUUUCUUCCCUUUCUUCUUCUUCUUUUGAGCGUCUGGCCAGGGGAAGCCACGACAAGAGAGCACAUCCAUGAUGUUAUGACAAAGAUAAUAAG